This is a messenger RNA of Macrobrachium nipponense, 522 nucleotides long. RefSeq lists its product as uncharacterized. The record is from RefSeq and is a predicted model, not a curated record. NCBI's taxonomy places the organism in Eukaryota, Metazoa, Arthropoda, Malacostraca, Decapoda, Palaemonidae. The transcript is spliced from 2 exons. The coding region runs from base 1 to 522 and encodes 173 amino acids.
AUGGUUCUGAUUUCCCCAUCAGUGCAUGGUCUCCAACGACUCAUCGACACUUGCCGCAUUAAUGCAGAGGAUUUUGAUAUAAUUUACAACGAAACCAAGACCCAGUGUAUGUCGCUGCUCCCGAGAUCGCUUAAGCAUAUUGCAGAACCACAAAUUUUCCUCAGAAACCAUCGGCUGGAAUUUGUGCACGAAUUUCCGUAUUUGGGUCACAUUAGCACCGACUACCUAAAAGAUACUGCUGACAUUGAACAGAGGCAUCGUAAACUAUGCGCAACCGGCAACAUGAUUGCAAGGAGGUUUGCCUUCUGUCACCGAGACGUGAAACUGCUGCUCUUCCGUAUCACUGUAGUGCACAAUGACAUUCUGAAACGCCUCACAAACACUCCCCGCUACCACUCCGCCACACAGAUGUUCAUAGAAAACCACCUGGACAAUUUAAAAAUCAUUGUAAUAGUUGGUUUGGAGACAACAUCAACCCACCUCGACCCCGGUAGCAUUUGUAGUGCUUUUGACAGCACGUAG